Colletotrichum paranaense is the source of this 1083-nucleotide messenger RNA. Its product is annotated as alcohol dehydrogenase GroES-like domain-containing protein. Bases 1 to 1083 code for a protein of 360 amino acids. Gene Ontology annotation, biological process: alcohol metabolic process. Gene Ontology annotation, molecular function: zinc ion binding; alcohol dehydrogenase (NADP+) activity. NCBI's taxonomy places the organism in Eukaryota, Fungi, Ascomycota, Sordariomycetes, Glomerellales, Glomerellaceae. The record is from RefSeq and is a predicted model, not a curated record. The transcript is spliced from 3 exons.
AUGAGCUACCCAGAGAAGUUUACUGGCUUCUGCACCGCAGGGCCUAGCUCGUGGAACAAAUUCACCAAAGAAACUCUCACGCCGAAACCCUUUGAAGAUCACGACAUUGAUGUGCAGAUCGAAUGCUGCGGUGUCUGCGGGUCUGACGUCCACACUAUCACCGGCGGCUGGGGCGAGUACGAGGGUCCCCUGUGCGUCGGCCACGAGGUUGUUGGCAAGGCUGUUGCUGUGGGGAAGAACGUGAAGGAGAUCAAGGUGGGCGACAGAGUUGGUGUGGGUGCUCAGGUUUGGGCGUGCCUCAAGUGCGAGCAGUGCAAGAACCAGAAUGAAAAUUACUGCCCUCACUUGGUCGACACAUACAAUGCCAAGUACGAGGAUGGAAGCCAAGCACAUGGCGGCUUUGCUAGUCACAUUCGCGCUCACGAGUACUUCACCUUCAAGAUUCCUGAUGCGAUAAAAUCGGAGAAUGCUGGCCCACUAAUGUGCGCCGGUCUCACCACGUACUCACCUCUGGUACGGGGUGGUGUCGGCCCGGGGUCAGUCGUCGCCAUUGUCGGUAUCGGCGGACUCGGCCACCUCGGUCUGCAGUGGGCCAAGGCACUCGGAGCGGAAGUCUACGCCGUUACCCACUCGCCGGACAAGGCCGAAGACUGCAAGAAGUUGGGUGCCAAGGAAGUCAUUGACACCAACAAGAAGGACUGGGCUAAGCCUUAUGCUUUCAAGUUCGACUUCAUGCUCAACUGCUCCGACAUGACCAACGAGUUUGACCUUCAGACGUACCUGUCCACUCUUAAGGUCGGCGGUCAUUUCCACAUGGUCGGCUUGCCAGACAAGCCUUUGCCUCAGUUCCCCGCAGGCCUCUUCGCCAGCAAUUCUGCCAAGAUGUCCGGUAGCCACAUCGGAAAUAACCAGGAGAUGAACGCUCUGUUGAAGUUGGCCGCCGAGAAGGGCAUCUCACCUUGGGUUGAGACUAUUGAUAUUUCGGAGGCAGGAUGCAAGGAGGCUGUUGAGAGAGUGAAGGCGAACAAAGUUCACUACCGCUUUACCCUUGUCGGCCACCAGAAGGCAUUCGGGACUGCUUGA